AAGUCGUGCAGGGUUUAUCUUCACAGUAGCAGCAGCUUAUUCAUCUGGCAGAGGUGGUGUCUUCUGCAGGGUAGCAGGGGUGGGCCUGACCUCUGUAGUUACAUCCCUGGUGAAGUUUUGGUGGCAUAUACAUUCACAGGACCCAUUACAGUGUCUUGGCUCCACUAAAGGUCAUUUCAUAUCAUAAAGAUACAAAAACAACCAGGGCGUUACUGCCUGUAUUAAUACAGGCAUUUCUGAAGGUGAAAGAAAAAUAAUAUUUGGCAACAGGGAGUGUUAAUUGUUUGUACUAAAAUAAAAGUUUGUAAGGACUUGGGUUUGCAAAUUGUAGUACAACUGUUACCAUACUUGACAAAUCAUCUGGCCUUUUAAUUUCCUUCUUUUCACAAAUUUAAUGUACUUUCUUUUUCUCUCUCCUUGAAACUGAGUUUUAGCAAUGUCUGUUAACCAGAAGCUGACAGGCCAGGAGAACAGGACGUUGCUUGGAAGUCACAUGGUUUGGGUGGAACACUGGAAAUGUGGGGAAGUGGUGAAGUUAAAAUGUUGAACCCAUGAAGGUGAUGUGCAGGAGAGCACAUCAUUUGAUUUGCAUAGGUAGAGACUGUCUGACUCUUUCCUGUUGUGGAUGAUCUUGGCAGACACUCUACUCAGCCAUGUCGUACGGACCGGGUUUUGGGGAUCCUAAUCAACUAGCCCAACGGAUAACUUCUAACAUCCAGAAGAUCACGCAGUGCUCUGCUGAAAUACAAAGAAUACUACAUCAGCUUGGAACACCACAAGACACUCCUGAGUUGAGGCAACAGCUGCAACAGAAGCAGCAAUACACCAACCAACUUGCCAAAGAAACUGACAAAUACAUUAAAGAGUUUGGGUCUUUGCCUGCAACGAGUGAACAGCGUCAAAGAAAAAUACAGAAAGACCGUCUUGUGGGGGAGUUCACCACAGCACUAACAAAUUUCCAAAGACUUCAACGGCAAGCUGCGGAGAAAGAGAAAGACUUUGUAGCCAGAGUAAGAGCCAGCUCAAGGGUGUCUGGUGGUGCUCCAGAAGAUAGCUACAAAGAAGGAACACUUGUGUCUUGGGACAGUCAACCACAAGCACAAGUGCAAGAUGAAGAAAUUACAGAGGAUGAUCUCCGUCUUAUCGAGGAGAGGGAAUCUUCCAUUAGGCAGCUUGAAGCUGAUAUUAUGGACAUCAAUGAAAUUUUUAAAGAUCUAGGAAUGAUGAUUCAUGAGCAAGGUGAUGUGAUAGACAGCAUAGAAGCCAACGUGGAAAAUGCAGAUGUACAUGUGCAGCAAGCAAACCAGCAGCUGGCAAGAGCAGCAAACUACCAGCAAAGAUCCCGAAAGAAGAUGUGCAUACUCAUUGUUAUACUUGCUGUUGGAUUAUUGCUUCUUGGACUCAUCAUAUGGUUACUUUCAAAAUAAGUCUCUGGAGAAAGCUUUGUAAUUGGUAUUUAAAUUAGGAAAGGAAAUUCCUACUCAUGGUUUGCUCAUUGUGAAGCUGAGUAAAAUAGUAGUUCUGUACUUCAUCACACUUACUUUUUUUUUGUAAGACAUUUUAUUUUAACCUGAGAAAUAAUGUUCUCAGUAUAACUACCUGCCCUCUUGGAUAUGGGUGCUGUCUUACGAGAAAAAAACAGUCAAGGUCAUAAACUGUUCCUUUAACUUAAACAUAAAAACCUCUCAAGGUUUAGGGGCUAAUCAAAGUCAGGAUAAUUUGUUUUGACAGAGUGGGUAAUUAUCUUUUGGGAUUUUGCUAAAUGUUGCUGCCAAAACAAACUCCUGGACUGUUGCUUGAGGCAACACAUUCACAUCUCUGAAUUUAUUUUUAAGUUAGAAAUGUAUUUCUUCUCUGUUUCCCUUCCAUCCAACUCACCUGCCCAUUUGAUAUGGGUGGUUCAAAAAUAAAACUUAGGUUGCUGAAGUUGGUGUGAUCUCUCUUUUAUACCUGAAGCCUGUGAAUUAAACCUUCAGUUUUCUUGAAAUAUUUUAGAUGCUCUUGUUUCUCUGUAUCUGGCAUUGAAUAUGGUUAUGUCUGAAAGCCUCCUGCAAAGGUAGGUAGGGUGGAUGGUGUAAUCAUGUCAAUUUUUUGUUUCAGUUCUUGCAUUAAGAAAUACUGUGUUUAUGUGCACACAUCUGGUAUCUUUGCAUCUGAAGUGUGCAUCAAUGACUUUGGCUAAAUGAAAAUAAGGUCUAGUCUGUGAAUUCUUAGAGUUACUGGGAAAAAUAGAAAUUCCCAACUUCCUAGCUACACUUGAAUGUCACUGUUCUGAAACUGCUGUGAUUUAGUUUCCAUGAACAGGUCCAACCUUGUAUGUAAGGUCUUUCAUACAGCUGAAGAAAAGAAGAUUACAGGUUCAAUUCCAAGUUCAACACUGGAAUUUGAAAUUAAGUUAAAAUCGGUUGAACUGAUUGAAACUAUUUAAGGCAUUUGAUGCUUAUGGCCUUUAAAAUGACCUUCUUCCUUUUGUGCCAUUUUGUACUAAUAUAUUAAAAAUAUAACAACACUUUUUUGCCAAUUAAUCUAUUUGUCUUUUUAAUUGAUCUUGGUGAACUAAUUUGAAAGUGUAUAGAAGAAAAAGUAACUUCAUCUGUAUUUUAUAAAGUUCUUAUACACCAGACUGAUAGAGAAUGCACUGUUUACAUGAUGAGCUAUGAAAUAUUAUUUGGGAACAAUCUAACUGUAAGCAUAAAUGGACUUUAAAAUUGUAACUGUGCAACCAAAAUAAAGGUCUUUUAAAGAGUA
Myiozetetes cayanensis is the source of this 2748-nucleotide messenger RNA. RefSeq names its product syntaxin 7 (gene STX7). The record is from RefSeq and is a predicted model, not a curated record. Gene Ontology annotation, molecular function: SNARE binding; SNAP receptor activity. Gene Ontology annotation, cellular component: SNARE complex; synaptic vesicle; endomembrane system. Gene Ontology annotation, biological process: vesicle fusion; vesicle-mediated transport; intracellular protein transport. Bases 654 to 1427 code for a protein of 257 amino acids. NCBI's taxonomy places the organism in Eukaryota, Metazoa, Chordata, Aves, Passeriformes, Tyrannidae. The transcript has 10 exons.